AUGGCAGCAGAAAAAUUCAUUGUGAAGAUUGAGGAAGCAAAAGAAGGUGAAAAUGGCAGAGCAUCAAGAGGUCCAGUUUAUCGAAAUGUACUAGCAAAAGAUGGAUUUAAGCCUCUUCCUCCGGGCCUCCACUCUUGUUGGGAUAUUUUCUUCGAGUCUGUGAAAGAGUAUCCCAACAAUCGGAUGCUGGGGGAGCGUGAGAUGGUAAAAGGCAAGGCUGGUGAAUACUCGUGGUUGACUUACAAACAAGUGUAUGACUUGGUAUUGGAGGUGGGAAAUUCCAUUCGCACUUGUGGUGUCGUGCAAGGUGAUAAAUGCGGAAUUUAUGGUGCCAAUUGCUCAAAAUGGGUCGUAAGUAUGCAGGCAUGCAAUGCUCAUGGCCUUUACUGUGUGCCUCUGUAUGAUACGUUAGGUGCUGGUGCAGUUGAGUACAUAAUUUGUCAUGCAGAGAUUUCAAUUGCUUUUGUUGAAGAAACUAAAAUCUCUGAGGUGUUGAAAACAUUUCCAACUACAGGAAAAUAUCUAAAAACUGUUGUGAGCUUUGGGAAGGUUAGCAAUGAACAAAAGGAGGUUUCUGGAACUUUUGGCUUGAAAAUAUUUUCUUGGGACGAGUUUUUGCUUUUGGGAUGGGGCCAGCAAUAUGACCUUCCAAUAAAGAAAAGGACAGAUACCUGUACAAUUAUGUACACAAGCGGAACCACUGGUGACCCAAAAGGAGUGAUGAUAUCCAACGAGGCCGUGCUUUCUAUUAUAUCAGGCGUAAAUCACCACCUAGAGAGCAUAAAUGAAGAGUUCAGCGAACGCGAUGUGUAUUUGUCAUAUCUUCCCUUAGCACAUAUAUUUGAUCGGGUGAUUGAGGAGUUGUUGAUCUUCAGAGGAGCUGCCAUAGGAUUCUGGCAUAAGGACGUCAAACAAUUGGUGGAUGACAUCCGAGAGCUUAGACCGACAGUAUUUUGUUCUGUUCCUCGUGUUUUAGACAGAAUAUAUUCAGGUUUGGUAGAGAAGCUUUCUUCAGCAGGUCUUCUCAAGUAUACCCUGUUCAACAUUGCCUACUCAUACAAACUGCGGAACAUGGGUAAAGGAUAUAAACAUGUAGAUGCAGCACCCAGAUUUGACAAAAUUAUUUUCAACAAGGUGAAAGAAGGUCUAGGUGGAAACCUGCGUCUCAUAUUGUCUGGAGCAGCUCCUCUUUCAUCCAGUGUGGAAACCUUUCUUCGAGUAGUCACAUGUGCUCAUGUUCUGCAAGGAUAUGGUUUGACAGAGACCUGUGCUGGAUCGUUUGUUGCACAACCAGAUGUAUUGGCAAUGAUUGGUACAGUAGGCCCUCCACUGCCAAUUGUCGAUGUGUGCCUUGAAUCAGUUCCUGAAAUGGGUUACGACGCCCUAGCAAGCACUCCACCACGUGGGGAAAUUUGUAUAAGGGGCAAAUGCUUGUUCUCAGGCUACUACAAGCGUGAAGACCUCACUGAAGAAGUAAUGAUUGAUGGAUGGUUCCACACUGGGGAUAUUGGUGAAUGGCAGCUGGAUGGGAGCAUGAAAAUCAUUGACCGCAAGAAAAAUAUUUUUAAGCUUUCUCAGGGAGAAUAUGUUGCAGUGGAAAAUCUGGAAAACAAUUAUUCCCUUGCCUCCUGUAUUGAUGCGAUAUGGAUCUAUGGAAACAGUUACGAGUCCUUUCUUGUUGCUGUGGUCAACCCAAAUAUCGAAUCAGUGGAACGCUGGGCUGAGGAGAAUGGGCAAACUGGGCAUUUUAGUGCUUUAUGUGAGAGCCCGUCAGCCAAAGCAUAUAUUCUGGAGGAGCUAAGCAAGAUUGGCAAAGAAAAGAAGUUAAAAGGCUUUGAGUUUGUCAAAGCUGUACACCUGGAUCCCACACCAUUCGAUAUGGAGCGCGAUCUUCUUACGCCCACGUAUAAGAAAAAGAGGUCCCAGUUUCUCAGAUAUUAUCAGGAUGUGAUUGAUGGUCUGUACAAAAGUGCAAGAUAAGCUCAAGAAAAUCAAGCUCUGUCACUUUGCUCCAAGAAUCUGCUGCCACUUUUCACCACCUCAGCUUCAGCUGAAUUUAUCUGUAAUUGUAAGACACUAUGUGAGAUCGUAUAUCCUUGCUAGACAGCGUACGUGUAUGCCCAUGUUGAGAAAAGUUAUUCAUACUUACUAAAAUAGUCGAAUACUGGAUUCAGCACUCACUGUUUUCUCAUUCACUUCCCUUCAACUUUC
Messenger RNA from Coffea eugenioides, 2211 nucleotides. Its product is annotated as long chain acyl-CoA synthetase 4-like. The transcript is spliced from 19 exons. Lineage: Eukaryota; Viridiplantae; Streptophyta; Magnoliopsida; Gentianales; Rubiaceae. Gene Ontology annotation, biological process: fatty acid metabolic process. The record is from RefSeq and is a predicted model, not a curated record. Gene Ontology annotation, cellular component: endoplasmic reticulum; membrane. Gene Ontology annotation, molecular function: long-chain fatty acid-CoA ligase activity. The coding region runs from base 1 to 1980 and encodes 659 amino acids.